AUGUUCAUAAACCCAAAUAACUCCUCAACAAAAUUUAACUAUAAUAAUUUUAAUAAUAAUAAUAAUAAUAAUAUUAAUAAUAAUUUUAAUAUAAACAAAAUUACAAAUCAAUAUGAUAAACUAUUAUCAAUAAAUCAAAAUAAUAAUUUUAAUCAAUAUAAAGAAAUAAGAAAAAAACUUUUCACUCCCAAUCAAAGUCCAAAACAAGAAUGCUUAAAUAACUCAACAAACCCUAUAAAUAAAGCAAUUCCAUAUAUUGAUAUAUCAUCCCCAAUGCUUCAUCCCAAUAACCAACAAUUGGAUCAAGAAAAAAUAAUAUCGAGGCUCAUGUUAAGUACAAAAGAAGAUGAUGAUGAUAUACCACCCGCUAUUACUCCACCACCAAUUUUUUUAAAUAAUGAUAAAAUUAACUUGAAUAAUAAUUAUAGUAAUAAUAUAAAUAAUAGUGAUUGUAAUCAUACUAACCAAAAUAAUAAAACUACCAUUAAUUUAAAUAAUAAUGAAAAUAAUAUAUUUUUAGAUGAGAUCCAUCUUUUUACAAUUUCUUUAAGAGAUUUCGUUAAAAAAAGUCCAAGAAAACAAAUUAAAGAUGAUGAAAUGAAUAUUGAAAGUUUUUUUGUGGGUUUUUAA
Messenger RNA from Dictyostelium purpureum, 630 nucleotides. RefSeq lists its product as uncharacterized. Lineage: Eukaryota; Evosea; Eumycetozoa; Dictyosteliales; Dictyosteliaceae. The transcript has 2 exons. The record is from RefSeq and is a predicted model, not a curated record. Bases 1 to 630 code for a protein of 209 amino acids.